Hemibagrus wyckioides is the source of this 5728-nucleotide messenger RNA. RefSeq lists its product as uncharacterized. The record is from RefSeq and is a predicted model, not a curated record. Lineage: Eukaryota; Metazoa; Chordata; Actinopteri; Siluriformes; Bagridae. Gene Ontology annotation, molecular function: guanyl-nucleotide exchange factor activity. Bases 231 to 5333 code for a protein of 1700 amino acids. The transcript is spliced from 24 exons.
GAGGGAGAGCUUUACUGCCGCCGCUCUCACACUCCCUCAGGACGACUCGCACAGCUGACUUGCUGAGUUUUUGCGAGAGUUGGACACACACACUCCGUCCCAGCCAUGGAGAAUCCCACAUCCCUCUCCGGACAUGAUGGACCUGUAGCACUCUCCGGAUUUUAAUCUGCACUCGUUUUCCAUUCGGAUUAUUUAUUUAAUUCCGCAGGCGUUGUUUAUACGGAGACGACAUGCACACGCGAGCCCAGUCCCGCAGCUGUGACAAUUACCUGAGCAUAAAGGACUCGGAGUCAUUAGACAGCUGUAUCCAGAGCACUCUGUCGUCAGUCUACGCUCCGUUCGGGGUGACGGCGUCCACGGUGCUGCUGCAGCUCUUCAGUGUGGUGGAGCGUCAGUACGGUGGAGACGGCCUGCGCUGCCUCAUCGACUUCCUCCUGCCUGCCACGAAGAUCUUACACACCAUCCAGAGAGAGAGCUGCCUGCGAUUUAAAGGCCUGCUGCUGUACCACGAGGGCUGGCCCCUGUGCAUCCACGAGAAGAUUGUCCUGCAGCUCGCCCCACUGCACAAAGUACGUCUGAGGCAGGGGGACUUCUACCUGCAGCUGGUGCCUCUGGGCCGCAAGGCCGCCAAGCUGGUGAUAAAAUGCCUGGCUCGAAGCGGACGCGCCCUGGCCGAGAUCACCGUGCCUGAGGGAAUGUAUCCCCGAGUCUUCACCACUGACUUCCUGCAGGAUGUGACACGUGAACGGAACCUGCAUCCCCUCCAGAACUGUUUGCUGAGCACCGGCGCUGCCGUCUACCGAACCCCCUGGAGGAACGUGGUGAACCCUGUGUGUGUGAGAAACGCCAACGAGGGCAUCAUGCAGCCGGGAGCACUGAGCAUCGGCCACCUCGGCACCUGCAGCACCCAUGGUUCCACAGGGACACUGGACAGCCGGAGGAGCUCCAGAGACUCGCUAGCCUCACAGGGAGCCGAUUCCACGGCUUCCGAACCCUUCCUGAGCCGCAGACCCAGUGAAAGCGACACGUACACAAACACUGGCACGUUGCCCACAGAGGAAAAAUCCCUGAGACCCAGUAUAGAUGUAGAGGGUGGGAGCAGGAGAGGAGGAAAUUCCAAGUGUCUCUCCUUCAGCACGGAUCUCAGCACGCCGAGACGGCGCCAAACCAGAGACUCGGCCGCUUUCGAGACCCGACGACUGUUUCGCAAGUCGUACAUGGAAGCUUUGCAGAACCCCAUGAAUCUGGGAUCAAGUUCCGAGUCUGUCCCGGAGGAAGGCAGUGAGCCGGCGGUCGAGGCCGAGACCAGGCCGAGAUGCGACUCGGACACACACCCGGCAAGACGGGGAUCCCUGCAGCGCCGCCUCUCGCCACUCCUCCCGCUGCAGCGCAGCAUCAGGUCUGAGAGGCGCUCCAAGUCACUGGAACGAUCCGGAAAAAGUGCAGUCAAAGGUCACCGGACACGCUCGUCCUCCGGCGAAGGCUCUCCCAAGAAGCUAAUGAACGGCUGCGCGAUACGUUUUGGGAGACUCGACCUCGAGAUGGCAUUUUACAGCACAGAAAGACGCGGCAGCAAAGGAGACUCAGGUCUUCCUGGCUCCCCCUCCAUCUCAGAGUCCAGAAGGAGCAGCAGCGCUGGUGAAGACUCUCCUAAAGUCUCAACCCGCAGUGCAUCCAUCUUAGCUCCGCCUCCUGUAGCUCCUCCUUCUCCAGUAGUUUCUCCCCCUCUUGCAGCGCCCCCCACAGGCUGUUCAGCUCCACUGACAUUAUUACUCACACAGCUGAACACCGAGCUGCUCACCUCUGGAGCCGUCUCUCUGCCUGGUAAUAGAGAUCGCAGUGGGCGUUCUGUUCUCCAGGUGUGUAUGAGGAACCGAGUGUGGACAGAUGAGCGCUUCACCUCCAGAGAGCUCACCUCCCUGCUGUGCUACUACUGCUCCACACUCCGCAAGGAGAAGAGGGAUCUGGGUCUGACCGUGUUGGUGGACUCACGGAGACAGCAGGCCAGUCCUGUGCUCUUCUCAGCUCUGUCUCAGCUUCAGGCUUCUCUGCCAAACGCACUUUAUUCCGUCUUGUUGCUCUCGGACAAAGAGGCGUCAGUCAAGCCCGAGAGAGAUUUCUCCAUUCCAUGUGAAGUGUUAACUUCUCUGAAAGCCCUACUGAAGCACAUUGACUCAUCUCAGCUCACACGAGACCUGGACGGCACUUUCCCCUACGACCAUAACCACUACAUACAGUUCAGACAGAAAAUGGAGCAGUUUUGCAGCAGCUGUAGCGCCGCCAUCUCGUCUCUGCAGAGGUCAAUAGACGUCCUGAACAGCAGCAGCAGCCUGGACACUGUCAAGGACGUAUCAGAGACGAUCAGCCAGCAAAGGAACCUGAUGAAGUGUGUGUUAGAGGACUCGCAGCUAAACCGCCUCAGGCUGGAGGGAGGAACGUUCCUCGCACGUGUCAGGAAAGAGGAGACAAAUGAAACCGAGAGCUACAGGGACGCAGUGGACGCAGCAUACACACUCUACAAUCAGCUGGACGAGGAGGUUCAUAAACUUGUCAUCCUGUCCAACAAAUCUCUUCAUGAGCUGGAGAACCUUCUAGAGCUGCGCACUUUUCAGGAGGAGACCGAGCGGAUUAGCCGCUGGUUCAGUUUGGAAGCAGAGACACACUUGGCUCCUCUGGACUCUCUCAGUUUUACCCUCAGUUCCCUGCAGGAAAUGAGACGGCGCCUGGAGCAGUUCACAGAGGAGGCAGCACUCCAGCAGAAGCAGGCCGCCGCUUUGACACAGGACCCCAGACGUCUGUCCGCUUCCACGUUACUGGAGCUCAAGCAGCACAUGAGCUCCGUCCUCCAGCAAGCACACACACGCCGGACCGAGCUGGACAUCCUGAUCAACCUUUACGAGUUCUAUGACUCGGCUCAGCAGUGGAUGACACACUGCGAGGACUAUUUCCAGAGCCUGAACAUGGACGAGAACAUCACAAGCUUCUCUCCUGAGGUUCUGCAGACGUUGCAGGACUACCACAAAGAGGCCACCAAGUUCUCUCUGGAGAACUUCAGCUCUUUAAAUGACACAGUGGCCACGCUGGACAGCCCACGGCAACUCCAGCACUGGAAUCACAUCUGGAUGAAGUGCCAGGAGACCCGGAAACAUCUAGAGGAGGUGUUAGAGAGAGCAGAAGUAGUUCAAGAGGACCCUGUGUCUGACUCUUCUCUAACCGCUGAUCUGACCUCUGACCUUUCAGAAACCAGGGAAAUACCUGCAAUCUGUGCGGACUUGCAGUGUGCAGAGAGCAGAAGUUCUCUUCCCGAGAUUAAACACACCUUUGAUUUUGAGGACGAGAAACCUCACUCGGCAGGUCCCUUCUCUAAAAAUGACUCGACUUUCAAGUCUUUUCUCUUCCCUUCCGAGAGAGGUAAACUCUCUCCAUCGCCGUUGGAUGACACAGACAGCGACUGCACCAUCGACUCAUCGUAUUCCUGUCACUCAGAGCCCGUAGCGAGGCACCGCAGGCCUCCACUGAAGAAAAUGAUGAAGAAGACGGUGAGUUCUGAGCUCUCGGGACACCACGGCUACUUGGGGGUCUACAUCAGAGGACUGGAGCUUAGCAACAGCAUAUGCGGGGAGAAGAAACCACAGAGGCCGCACGUGAAGAGUCCCGUGCUGGCACGGACCAGGAGCCUCCCAUCACCUUCCAUAAGUCAGGGACGACAGGGAGACAGUGAGACCAAGAGACAGAGCAGUAAAAUCCAGCACAUCAUGGAUGAGAUGAUCUCCACAGAGAGGGAGUACGUGCGUUCCCUCUCCUACAUCAUGGAGCACUAUUUCCCAGAGCUGGAAAGGCCAGACCUGCCGCAGGACCUCAGAGGAAAGCGCAGCAUCAUCUUCGGAAACCUGGAGAAGCUGUGUGACUUUCACAACCAGUACUUCUUGAAGGAUCUGGAGCAAUGCACUCAUUCUCCACUUUCAGUCAGCGCCUGCUUCCUGAGACACGAGGACCAGUUUGGAAUGUACGCUCUGUACAGUAAAAACAAACCCCGCUCUGACGCCCUGCUCACCAGCCAUGGCAAUGCUUUCUUCAAGGUGAGACACACCCGUCUGAGGCGUUACGUAAAACAUCUCAGGUUCACAAUAAAGAAUAAACAGAUGGAGCUGGAAGACAAGAUGGACCUGGCGUCCUACCUGCUGAAGCCCAUCCAGAGGAUGAGUAAAUAUGCCCUGCUGCUAAAGGAUCUGAUAAAAGAGUGCGGUCAAUCACAGGAGCAGGAGCUCGCCGACCUCAAGACAGCCGAGGAGAUGGUCAAGUUCCAGCUACGCCAUGGCAACGACCUGCUCGCCAUGGACGCCAUCAGAGGAUGUGAUGUGAAUUUGAAAGAACAGGGCCAGCUGAGGUGUCAGGAUGAGUUCAUAGUGUGGUGCGGACGCAGGAAGUACCUCCGGCACGUCUUCCUGUUCGAGGACCUUAUCCUGUUUAGCAAAACCAAAAAGAUCGAAGGGGGAUACGACAUCUACAUCUACAAACAGUCUUUUAAGACUGCAGAGAUCGGGAUGACGGAGAACGUGGGCGACAGUGGCCUCCGGUUCGAGAUCUGGUUCCGGCGAAGGAAGUCCCAGGACACGUUCAUCCUGCAGGCCAGCUCAGCCGAGAGCAAGGCAGCCUGGACCUCCAUCAUCGGGAAGAUCCUGUGGAGACAAGCGCUCAGGAACAGAGAGUUGCGGAUGCAGGAGAUGGUCUCUAUGGGAAUCGGCAACAAGCCAUUUAUGGACAUCAAACCGAGCGACGCAGCCAUUAGUGACCGAGCGGUGGAUUACAUCAUGAAAGGCACAGAGUCACGCACUCGUUCCACCAUCUCUGCCUCCUCCUAUGAUCACUCCAGUCCGUUCAAGAGGCCACAUUCCACCAUCUCCAACAGCAGCUCCUCCUCGUCCAGCAGCCACUCCUCAUCCUCCUUCCUGAGCUCCCUCAACUUGCCGCUUUUUAGCUCUGCCCUCCACCCUCCCUUUGCCCACUGGCACUACGACUGCAUCGAGGAGGAUGAGCUGGAGCAUGACGCCGCCACACAGCCCUCCAUGAUCACAGAGGGCUCCGAGUCGUCCUCUCACAGCUGCUCGAGUGAUGGCGUGAACAGCGUGAGCAGCGUGAGCGCUCUGUCCGUUCCCUGUCACUCGUCCCUCAUCAUGGACUCCUUCAGCAGCGAGUCGUCCUUCCUCUGUUCCUCCUCCGUCUCCUCAUCUCCCUCACACCGCUUCCACAAAGAGCACAACGACACCAACAGCUUCAUCACAGCGAACACUCCGUGUCGUGCCGUGUGUUUCGGCAUCAGCACGUUGGUGUGAAACAUUUAUAGAUCACUGUGACAUCACUUCCCACAAUCCGAUCCACACUACGGUCCGAUCCACGUGUCGGUCCGAUCCACACGGCAGGGCGGGAGCGAGGCGGCGUGUAUCGGUUAUAUACACUGAACUCUGCUGUAUAUACUCAUUAUUUCUAAUUCUAGAUGCAUUGUCACGCACUGCUUAAAGCCGUCACGCUGCCGGUACGCUACGGACUCCACAUCCGGCACAUCAAUGAACUCACGUUUCUCCUCAAGAAGCACAAUGUGUUCUUGUUUGUUUGUUUGUUUGUUUGUUGUUGUUGUUGUUUGUAAGCAUGUUCUGUACAGAAAUGUUUCCUCGUUAGCGUGUUCAUUUUUUAGAGCCAGCACUACUAAUAAAAUAAUUUCCCAACUUUC